Molecule: messenger RNA, 11607 nt
Organism: Chrysemys picta bellii (western painted turtle)
Lineage: Eukaryota; Metazoa; Chordata; Testudines; Emydidae
Source: RefSeq, a predicted model, not a curated record
UGCAGACCCCCCUCCUCCCUCCCAUGACCCUCUUUUGGUUCGGGACCCCCCAUCUGAGAAGCGCUGGUCUCCCCUGUGAAAUCUGUAUAGUAUAAGGUAAAAGUGCACAAAAGACCAGAUUUCCUUGUCUGUGAUGUGUUUUUCAUGGCCGUGAAUUUGGUAGGGCCCUACAUAUGACUGAAGGAAUUAUCCCCUUUUAUAGAGGCUUUCUCUGUUGAGUUGUCAUGUGAUGUGUAUUUACAUUUUCCCGGUGCCAAAAACUGAAGGACGAGUAAUGAAUCUCUUUGCUGGUGGGCUGCAGUGUCCCUAAUAAUCUCCUCGCUUACAAUGAGGAAUCCGAGCCCUAUAACAUCUUAUUACGUUCAAACAGAACCAUUGAUACCAGGGAGUCAGUUCAAUUUGGGUAGCAAUUAUCUCCCUGUUUCAUCCCAGCUCUAUGCAGGGGGAGGUACGGAUCCGGGUCGCUGUUUAGUCAGGGAGAGGAAGAUAGACAUUUUUCUUGUGGAAGUCUCAGUGAUUUGGGGGAGAGCGUGGCUGGAGGGGGUUGGCCCUAAUCUUAAUAGAGCUUUUGACGUGAGUAUCUCAAAGAGCUUUGCACGCAAUUGUGUGUCAGAGGUAGCUGAGUGGUGGGGUGCCUGUCUGAUAGAUGAGGUACAGAGAGAAGAAGUGACUUAGGGUAUGUCUACACUGCCAUUCAACCCCUGCGGCUGGCCUCUGUCAGCUGACUUGGGCUUGCGCUGCGGGGGGGUGUAAAAGUGGUGGAGAUAUUUGGGCUUGGACGGGAGCCCAAGCCCUGAGCCCAAACGUUUACACCACAAUUUUACAGCCCUGCGAGCUGGUGUGGGCCAGUGUUAUAGACACCCUCCGUGACAGAGCUGGGAGUAGGAGGCCCUGAUUCCCAAUUCUCUGCUUUAACCACUCAGUUGCACUGCCUCUCCAGCACAAACGGCUGGUCAGCAUGUCCCAGAGUAGGGCGGUAAAUGAUAUCCAUUUAGCUGGAACUUUGCUAAGUCAUCCUUCAGCUGUUUUCAUCUUUGACACAACAAUAAAAGGGGGGAAAAAAAUGUGAAUGCUAAACUUGUAAACCGGCUGGCUUGUAAAAUUCAAAUCAGUGUCUGGGGAUGCCUUCUCUCAGCUCUCCGGAACUUACCCGGCUGAUGAGGCAUUGCCGAAUUACCUCCUAAUGCCAUGUGUUUCCAGGAGCUCCAAGAAACUGGGUGAUGCUCGGUAUUUGCCUAAUGCUAGAGGUGCUUUUGAUGAUGGUUUUUACCUAGUGCUGGGAAUUGGCCGAGAGCUGUCUGCCUCCUGAGUUGAAGUUCUAAAUCGAAAGAAUUCAGAUGCCAAAACAACAGACUGGAGUUUUUUGCGUGUGCCGAUUUUAGAUGCAAAUGUCCCUGACCAAUUCAGAUGCUCUGCCAAAUAUAUCAGCCCUAGACUGGCUUCUCUGAAGGCACACACAGGAUGCAGCCGUUUCUGAUCUAGGAAAUGGUUGACGAUUUAAGGAGGUUUUUCCUUGUUGCAUUGGCUCUGUAGAUCUGCCCCUUUUUUGGUCAAUGCUCGGAGAGGAGAGCUCCGAGGAAAACCUACCAUUUCGCUUGGCAUCACUGGAACUUCUGCACGGUACUGCGUUGUUGGAGGUGGUGUAUUUCUUUUUCAUAGGAAGUAAAACCAAGGUUCUUUAUCACUUGCGGUCAAGCGUCCCACGACACUUGUUGGAAAAGCAGUGGGCAUUAAUUCAACUUCUGUCCAAACUUCAGAUUGAGUAAUUACUAUAUAAUCUUCCUGUCUAACACCACCAGGGGAAUUUAAUGGGAUGUGAGAAUCGUCUUUUCAUUUUGUAAACUAUUGUGUGCUGUGUACGUCCCACCCCAGAGGUGGCUGCAUUUCAGUGGUGGGUAUAGUUCCUGCAUGCUGAGUAUAUGGUUUGUAAAGUACUUUGGGGUAAGAAGUGACUUAUAAAUACAAAUGGGGAGCAAGCAAAACUCUUUGUAGUUACAGGCUGGAGAAUUGGUGGUAGAAAAAUCCAAAAUGUUUUUAUUUCUUUAUUUUACCCUUGGGCGGGUACCUGGUAUAAAAAGCAGAGUCAUCAAAUGGGGAUCUGGCAUCCCUAUACGCCUUGCUGUUGCUUCUACCCUGACGUGCUUUUCUGCGCAGCAGUAAGAAGCAGAUCUCACCCAGGUCUGACCUGGGUCUGGCAGGUGAAUGGGAGCAGGUGAUGUGAUGGACCCUAGGAGAAGUUCAGGUCACCUAAUGAUGUGAUUGCAAUUGGGCUGUUUUUUGCCAUAAUCUAGAUAUGCUGGUGCCUUCUCCAGCAUCUCGUCCAUUUCAGCCUUAAUCCAUAGUUAACAAAUCUGGGGUUUGUGGCCCUAGAGCCGCGGUCCCGUAGAUCCAAACAUGGCCGGGGUUUGUAAGGAGAAGAAACCACAAAAUGUACCUUUUGGGUUCAGUAAUAGCCCGUGUAGCAUUUUGCCUUUAGAUUCGCAAGUCGGUCUCGGGGGGGUGGCUGAAAGUCAUUCUCAUCUGACAUCUGUUCAGAUGACAUGGGGGUGAGUUUGGAUCCCUAGUAGGGAAGCGUUCACGUCACAAAAGCCACCACCACCCUAGGCACUAAUUGCCCCCUACUAAUGGCCUCAGCAGAGUGCCAAAGCCCAGCUUUCCUAGGGCUGGUUCCUCCAGAACGGGGGGCAUUCUGGGGUACCCACGAUAAAAAGGGGGGGUAAUGUAAUCAGGUGACUGUGGCAUGAGGAGUCAAGAAACAUGGAUUCUGUUCCUGGCUCACUGACCUUGGCCAAGUCACUUACCCUCUCUCUGUGUCUGUUACCCCAGCUGUGAAACCAAACUGAGGCAUACCCCCCCAUUGAGAUCCAUGGAUGGAACAGUUCUCUCAUUGCUAAGGAGGUACCAUUUAUCUGUUAAACAGAGCGCGUUUCAUCCUCCUACACUGUCAAUCCAGUGCUUGUCACCAGCUCUGAAUUGCCUUUUAAUAUUCGAAACCAUGUCAUUGGUUUCUAUUGACAUCCAGGAUCUUCCUCUCAAGAGCAUGCUUUUGUUUUGCAGGUCCACAUAAUUCAGAUGCUUUGAUGGCACUACGUUGCCAACAGCACAUUCCUUUUGGGAAGCGGUUGAAUUUUAAUAGCGACAUGGCAGAGGUGAAACGGGUUGCUACUAAGUAGGCAAACACCCUACUUUAGGAAUGCUUCAUUUCCUCCUGACUGCCAUCUUCCCACUGUUGGCUCUGGGCUGCGCUUCUCGAGGCCUCUGUAGAGUUUAGGGAGGAUCCGAGGCAGAAAGAGACCUGCUCAGGCUUGCCCUGUAAUGCUGCAGAAAUUGGUGUCAGCAGAGAUGGCUCAUGCUCCGAAUGGCCCAAGAGCUGCGUUUCUCUCAAGAGAUCGAGGGCUGCAGACAUCGAGUGGGAAGGGGGAACUAGGACGACUGUUCCCUUAAUAUAAAUGGAACAGACACGGACUUGCGUUGGGUGAGCUCUUCGUAGUGGGGGGCGUGCCCAGUUCUCCAGCUGGUGGUGAGGGAGGGAGGCAGUAAUGUUUGGGCUUUGGGCAGCAAACGGCUGAAUUUUAUUUUUAAUAGCAAUGUCAUUCUAAUAAUCCUCGGCAGCACUCCUGGUGCUGAUAGCAUGGCUGGACCUUGAGCAAUAGGACAUAAGUGGUGGCCUUGUGUGCCGCCUUGAGCACGUUGUGACAUCUGGGGGCAACCGGCAAGCACCUUCAGCUCUCCCAGGUGGUUAUUCCCAUGAAGCCUUGCUCCUUAAAACCAAGUGACAAUGGUGCCCUGAAGCCGUCCGUCCCGCUCAUCAAUGAGUGAGAUGAUUUAGCCCUAAACUGUUGUGUAACGUUGUUAUUAAACAGCGGAUGUGUUGGUGGCAGAGCUGGUGGUAUUUUGGCAGUGGUGAAGGAGCUCUGUACUUUAUAAAUCAAGUGCUUUGGGAUCUUCCGGAUGAAGGAUGCUUUGCAAGCAUGCAGUACUUUUACUGGCUAACCAACCACCUGUGACUUAUCUGCCUAUACCAUAUGGUUCAGAGCCCUCGUUAGCCAGUUAGAUUCCUCCUUUCAUCCAGCUAAACUUUAAGUGCAGGGCAAUAAGAGAAAAAAUUAAACGAACUCUUUUCCCAGGCAAACCUGGUCAUUAAACAGAACGAGGUCAACAGGUUUAACUUGGACCCUGGCAUGACAUGGGCAUGUCACUUGAAUUCACAGAAUUCCCAUAAACUGCUGCCUCCAAUGGCAACCAUUUUGGAAUCUGUCUUAAAUAAACCAAUUAAAAUUUGUGAGUCGUCCAGUCAUGUUUCUGCCUUUUUUAGAGAGUCAUUUGUCUGCAAGCCCUGAAAGAAGUUAAAAUGGCCUUUCUGCGUGACAAUAACUUCCCUGCGGUCACAAGUAACGGCUCAGAUUUCUGAGCUGGGAAGAGAGGUAUUUCUCUUCCACUUUGUACGUUCCAUAUCACUUUGUGUAUUGUCACUUGCCCUGGUUCCCCAGCAGCAGCCCGGCCUGUCUACAUGAAGAACAGUUCGGCUGGUACGGCUUUCCUGGCAAAAACCUUUCGUGUGGAGGCAGUUAGGUUGGUAUAAAAAUGUUUAUACCAGUAUAGCUAAUGCUGGUUUGGGUUCAACAGCAUAAACUGUACUGACAUAAACACAGGGAUACCAAUAUAACUGUGUCUACAUUAAGGCUUUUACCAGCAUAGCUAUGUUGAUUUAAAAAAAAAAAACAACCCAACCACCCCCCCAACUGCUAUGUCAGUAAAAAAAUUUAGUGUUGACCAGGCUUCAGUUAGUUUCCCGUGUCUGGCUCUUUUGAGGGAAGGGGUACUGCGUGACACUUUUUCCAAUUGACUAUAUUUGAAGUUGACGCUGUACCUCGAUACAGGUGCUACAAAUUAUGCUCCUGGAUAUAAUUUUGGAACUUCUGAAAUGCAGCCACCUCUGGGGUGAAAUGUAGCAUCUUUAUAACAGCACAUAGCAAUGCAAUCUGGGACAGUGAGUGUAGAAUGUUGUAUUCAACUGGAGAAAAAACUGCAUGGGAGAUUGAGGUCAGUUGCUGCCCUGUGGCUCAUUCAGUCCUUAACGUGGCAGUUGUGCCUAGCUGGAAAGCCCUCAGCACACCUGUCCAGUCCACCGCACUCAGACCCAUCAACUCAUUUCAUACGAGUCACUGAAAACCCCAUUGCUCCAUGAUGCCUUACAGUGGCUACUGACCUGGGAUGCUUUGCAACCUGUAAAGGUGCAAGUCUCCCUACCCCAUUACUAAUCCUCUGCCUGCUUUAAUAACCUUGCCAUUCAGAGUCCCUGAGUAAGGGAACCGCGUGUGUGAUUUCUGCCAGCUGUUCAGAAGAACGUAGCAAGCGGUAUGCAAGGUAAAAAGCCUUUGUGCUGUUGGCCGAAGUUUUAUAACCAAUGCUGCUGUGAGAGAGAAGCUGUUCGCUCAAGGAUAACGGAGGAUGCUCGCUGGCUGGGUGGGGGAGAUGUGCUAGGAAAUGUAUAUGUUUUUUAAACUCCUUCACGUUCUCAGCGGCUGCAAAUUUGAACCACAGCUCAACACAAAAGGCAUUUUGUCCAACUCGAAUAAGUUGUGAAGUGUAUCACUUUCCAUGCCAAGGCUGGGAAGUCUCAUGACCCAGCCACCAUUCCCGCACUAUGCUGUUGAUUGUCCCGGCUCCCAAGUUGUGUGGGAUUAACCCUUGCUUGGACGGUUGCCUCGUGCCCCAGCUAUGGCUGGGCAUGACAAACCCCAGCUGUGUGGGUGCUGCAGGCUGGCUGGCCAAAAGAUUAUCGCCCAAAGCUUCUAAAUGCUUUACCCAGCUCAAAUUCUCUCUAAAAGGGAAGGGAGACAGGACCUCCCUCCAGCAUCUAAUCUGGGGAAAUCUCUAAAUUUCAUUUUUAGGACCAGGCCAAAACACACUCGCUCAGCGGGAUAGCAGUCUGUCUUGCACGUUUGGCACUUCCUCUUUUCAAACACAGAAUUUUGCCCGUAGUCACCCACUUGUGGGCCCCCGUCAGUCAGCGGGGUUGCAUGAUUGUAAAUUAGGCCAAUUCCAUGUAUUUAGGUACUCUGUAGCAUUUGAACACCUUACCGUUGCUAAUAAACAUAUCCUUGCACAGCAGCCUGAGAGGAAGGGAAGGAAUUAUUUACCCCGGUUUUACAGAUGUGGGGGGAAUAUGAGGCACAGAGCAAUGAAGUGAUUUGCCCAAGGUCACCCAGGGAGUCUGUGGCAGAGCCAGGAAUUGAACCUACAUCUCCUGUGUCCCCAUUCAGGGCUUUAACCACAAAACCAUCUUUCCUCCUCCCUUAUCACUGCACUUCGUCUCAAAAACCCAUGAGCCCAGAAUCUAGGUCAAAUUUUGUGCUUAGUUUUAACCCCUGCAACCAUAUUUCAUCCCUUGCAGCUGGUGUCGGUUCCUUCCAGGCCAGGAAUAUUUCAAACUCUGUAAAGCGUCUGCAUUUUACAUGCCGUGAGACACCACAGCCCAGCUGAUCCGUGUUAGUGGCUACCUUCUAAUGGAUGUGAUUAAGGGCCUGCUCCAGCAGCUCCCAUCAGAGUGAAUGGAGGGACUCCCAAUUACUUCCUUGGAUGGGUGCACUUGCACCAUGCAACUCUGGGAUUUUAAAGCCGGUUCCUGCCUUGCUGCUGUUCAAAUCGAUAUGUUUCGUUAGGAUUGAGCCCUUAGUGAACGUCGUCCGCGGCGAGCGCUCUCAAGCGCCAAAAACUUCCAUCCAGGACCAAUUUUAUUUUGUCCCCCACUGACCCAUGUGGGUGUAACUCAGGACCUCAGGGCGAGGUUUGAGCUGUUCUUUGAGCUAUUGGAGUGAGAAAAAAGCCCUUGGUGUUGAAAAUGGCUGGUGGCGUGGACGGCCCCAUCGGGAUCCCGUUCCCCGAUCACAGCAGCGACAUCCUGAGUAGCCUGAAUGAACAGAGGAACAACGGGCUGCUGUGUGACGUGGUCAUCUUGGUGGACGGUCAGGAGUUCCCCACCCACCGCUCAGUCCUGGCGGCCUGCAGCCAAUACUUCAAGAAGCUCUUCACCUCAGGGUUAGUGGUGGACCAGCAAAACGUAUACGAGAUAGACUUUGUGAGCGUGGACGCCCUGUCGGCCCUGCUCGAUUUCGCGUACACCGCGACCCUGACCGUCAGCACUUCGAACGUCAACGAGAUCCUCAACGCCGCCAAACUGCUGGAGAUCCAGGCGGUAACGGAGGUUUGCACGGAUCUCCUCGACAGGAAGAUUCUGGCCAAAAAUGACCAGAUGGAUUUAGUAGAUCAAAUUGAUCAAAGGAACCAUCUCAGAGCAAAAGAGUACCUGGAGUUCUUCCAGAGCAACCCCAUCAACGGCCACCAAGGCAACUUUCCAUGGACCAACGAAGACUUGAGAGACCUUCAGAGACUGAACUUCCAAGGGCAAGAGGACGAGGAGGAGCCGGAUUGCAACGGCAUGGACUUCUACUCACAAGCCCCCCCAAACGAAAGACCAAAGGUGAACGACGGUGACCCUGACAGCAACCAUGCCAUGUGGCUGAAAAGAGAGGAAGAGGAGGCCCCGGGAGCCUUAUUCCCACCUUCCCAGAAUGGACAUUACAGUGGACACGGCCUGACGGCACAAGGAGAAGAGGAGGCAGCUCUGGACCAGCAGGAAGCCAGCAACUCUCCCAGCUUCGUUCCUGGGGGAGCGGAGGCGGAGGAGGCUGAGGCUCGAGAGGUGGACGGUCUGGCCGCCAGUGCCCUGCUGCAGCAGAUGAUCAGUUCCGUGGGACGGCAGCAGCUGGGUGAGGACGACCAGAAGGACGACGACGGGGUGAUGGAUUAUUACUUGAAAUACUUCAGCAGCUCUCACGAGAGCGACGUGUAUCCGUCCUGGUCCCAGAAGGCGGAGAAGAAGAUCAGGGCGAAAGCAUUCCAGAAGUGCCCCAUCUGUGACAAGGUGAUCCAGGGGGCUGGCAAGUUGCCCCGCCACAUCCGCACCCACACGGGCGAGAAACCCUACGAGUGCAACAUCUGCAAAGUCCGAUUCACCAGCUUGGAGAAUUGCACCGGGCUAGUCAAUCUGACGCAGGACAAGCUGAAAGUUCACAUGAGGAAGCACACAGGUGAAAAGCCUUACCUGUGCCAGCAAUGCGGGGCUGCUUUUGCUCACAACUACGACUUGAAGAACCACAUGCGUGUGCACACUGGCUUGCGGCCUUACCAGUGCGACAGCUGUUUCAAGACUUUCGUCCGAUCCGACCACUUGCACAGGCACCUUAAAAAAGAUGGGUGCAACGGCAUCCCAUCCAGAAGGGGGCGCAAGCCCCGGGUCAGAGAUGUGAGCGGCCUGCCCGCCCCCGCAGGGAACCCCGAAGACGGAAGCUUCGAAGCUGGUGGCGAGAGACAAGAAUCACAGGAGGACACCGAGCAGAAAAAUGGCCAGGAGCAGCACUUUGAAGAUAGUUCUAACAAUGAAGCACCAGGAAGAUUGAAUGUAGCGGAGGGGUCGUCAGAGGGUAAAACACAAGGACUCUCCUAAACCAAAAAAAAAAAAAAGUGUCACAAAAUCUAGUUAGUACUUUCCUCCGAUUUCUCUUUAAAAUAUUUCUCUCCCUUUUUAAAAGAUAUAUAUAUAUAUAUAUAUGUUUCCAAUCUUCCCACCAUAACCAGUCCCAUGGGGACACCUCGAAUAGCUAAGGACCUUUCGUUGGAAGGCCGAUGCUUAGGAAGUGUGAGAUCGGGAGGGUUGAAAGGUUGGUCUAGAACAUGGAAAGAAGCGUCCAUGCAAAUCCAAAGCUUUAUUUUGUGUCCAGACACACUUUAAAAAACGGCAGAGAUGCAUCUAUUUAAAAAAAACCAGAACAAUUCCAAGAGGUGAAUAGGUUCUUCCUGGACAGUCACUACAUUCCGUGCCUCCGUCUGACUGGAUGGGAAAGAAUUGAGUGCAGCUUUCUCUCCAUUGGAAAGUGAGAGCUUCUGAGGCCUGAGACGGUCUUUUGGUGAUCGGGGAUUUGAUUCUGCCGUAGGGAGUUCAGAUCCUUUCUGGCCUGAUGCUGAGCAAAGCUGGCUGAACUCGCCUGGUGCACAAUUUUUAUAAUGAUAAUUGGGUGGGGGGGGGAACUGAUGAUAUUUUACAUAUUCAUUUUUUAAGAAUGAUUGCUCCUGCCAUGUAGGUGGGCGAACAGAAUUUUGCAAGGCUGCUCCGAGCUGCCUAGAUGCCAGGUGAAACUGCGACUCUCCCCGGGAGGUUUAGAUUGGCGCUUCAUCCCCGACUGGGAGGCAGUUCAAUCCUGGCUCUGCCACAGAAUUGCUGGGUGACUUUGGGCCAAGUCGUUUUCCCUCUCCGGGGCGCAGCUCCCUCAGCUGGAAAAUGAGGCAAAUGCUGUUUUGUGUGAGGUUUGGGAAGUGCUUUGAGAUCUAGGGUGUGCACGUUGCGAUAAAGGUGCGAACUCCUUCUCGGCAGAUGAACUGGCCGGUUAGGGGUUACUACGUGAGGGUCUCUUGGACAAAAACGGCAGCCCUGUCUGCUCUGUGCAAAGAUCUUUGGGGCCCUUUUCCUGAGGAUGUUUGCAGAGCCCUUGGCCAACGUUCCCCCUCACCCACCCAUUGGGCAGCACAUGUUUAUGCCUCACUCUUGUCCUCCACCCCAGAGGUGGCUGCAUUUCCAUGAGUGCGGCAUAUAUAUAAUUUGUAAUGUGUUGUAGCAUUAAAGGCCCUGUUUUAGUAAGAUAGCCUUGUGGCUACCAAACUUCUCUCUCCCCAGCACACUGCAAACCCUGCAUCGGGCCGGAACCUGAGCAAUCGAGUCAAAUUCCAGGCAACCUCAGAUGGAAUGGGCUAGUUCUGUACUUUGAUGACUUACUGCCUGGUCCCGUGCUUGGCAAAUUGUGUCCCAAUAGGAGAGGAGUGGAAGGUAGGUUUUUGCUAGAUCGGACUGUUGCCUCCUGAAUCCGAACCUUGCCUUUCAAGACGCAGCAAUUAUUCAAUCCUCCCUGUUGAGUCAGACUCUCAGAUACUCCCCUUCCCCAGAGCUGAAGCUGGAGCCCCCCAUCUGGGAUAUGGCAGGAUUCUUCUUUAUCUUUGGGCCUGCUGGGAGUUAAUGAUCAGCAACUGACAAGAUGGGGCGUUCAGUCUUUUGCCACCCUGACAUGGAAUGGACAGCGGCCAUGUGACCAAGCGCUUAGCACUUGUUACAGCAACUUUCACCCCAAGAUCUCAAAGCACUUCAUUAGAUGGUUCUAUUAAGUAAAAGAAUCUCUCAGAGCAGGGUAACCCCCAAGAUUUUAGGAAUCAAAUGAGAGCACCCUAAAAGCAGGUAAAACUUGAGUUUUUUGGGGAUUUUUUUUAAAGGGUUAUUUAAGGUCUCCCUGAAAGGCUUUGGUGUUGGGGUUUGGAAUUUAUCUCCUCUGGGGACCUCAGGCUGGGUCAAUAAAUGCACAGGCUUCUGGGAGGGGUAGUUCUCCAUCAGACUGGCACCAAUGUAUUUACUGUCCUGCAGAGGCAAAGCGGAAUGUAUUUAUUUGAAUAGCGGGCACUGAAAGACUGGCCCGGGGGAUGUGCACAGAGCUAACGUGGUGGGGUGGAGGAGACGGGCACCGGGGCUGACCGCACCUCAAGUCCCGUUGUCCUUUCCUUGCUGUGGUUACUAGGAGAGCGCCCGAAGCUUCACCCAGCGCCCGGUUUCAGUCCCAAAAAGAUGCGGGCGUGACCUGUGUGUGAGAUGAUCAGAAUCGCAGGCCACUGACUCCUUGACGUGAAGGGGUUCAGGGCCUAAUGCUUGGUUACACCAAGGCCUUUACAAUCGCACAAAAAGACCUUGAAAGUGGCUUGUAAAUUACUCCCACUGUAAUGGGGGCUUCGGUCUGGUCCACACACAGGGUUUUGUACCAGUAUAACUGUUUCAGGUACGGGUGUGACUUUUGACUGAAAUAGUUAUACCAGUACAAUGCCUACUGUGGAUACAAUGAUACCAGUAUAAAGAUAUGAGAAGGGAAAUAAGCAACACUGGUAAAAGCCUCUUUCUACCAGUAAACUGCAUCCACAUGAGAGGGUUUGUACCCCUUUAACUCUUCCGGGACAGGUAAAGGGGUCCAGUGCCCUCAUGUGGACACUGAGGGUUGUUGGUGGUUGCUAGCCAGUCCCAGCCCUGUGAUCUGAAACAUCUUACAUGGGUCAGUCUCAAUCAAUCCCUAUUCCCCAGCUAUAUAGAGAGUCAAGAAUACAGAUAUAAAGUAAAUAUUGGUGUGUAUUACCCAGCUCCUCAGCUUAGCAGAGUCUAGAAAGGGCACCUUUCAGCCAUUCUCCUGUUUUUUAAAUGCACAGUUCAAAAUGAAAAGAGAUUCUAGUCCUUUUAUUUUGAAAGCACUUUUUAGAUUUUAUUUUAAUUUUAAAGUGAGAGCAGGUUUGGCCGAAUGUAAACUGGAGAGGGAGUGAGAGGGGAGUGUGUGAACUGGGGAAGGGAGGGGAGGGUGGGGGGUGUCGGGGAGAGAAAGAUGGAUGUUUAUUUAAUGCAGAAAAAGCAAUAAAAAUUUAAAAAAACCAUUAUUUAAAAAAAAACAUAAAAAAAAACAACCAAGAAGUCUUAGCACUUUGCGAUGGAACGGGUACUUCGAAAUCACUUUAUCUUAAUUUAAAAAG